AUGUCUCUACUCCGUCUCUCCAUACUCGCCAGCGCGUUUCUAGGUCUUGCAGGUGCCGCCUAUCUACAAGGACAUCAUCCAACAUCCACAAACGAGAACAACCAACACUCCCUGCAAGAGAACCGACAAGCUAUCCUCGAGGACUUUUCUCACCUCUUCUACACCGAAAAGCAAGUCGCAGAAGCAUUCAACAAAUACGUGACUGAAAACUACACCCAACAUAACCCGAACAUCUUGGACGGAAGACAGGCUGCCAUUGAAGCCUUGACUCCGUUAUUCUCGACGGAGGGCAUUGUCUUUGAAAUCCACCAGCUUUUUGUGGGCGGUGACUACGGUCUUGUUCAUGUCAAGUCUGUUACGCCAGGGCAGAAUGAUACGGCGGUCAUGGAUAUGUAUCGCUUCGACGGGUUGAAGAUUGUGGAGCACUGGGAUGUAUUGCAGACCAUGACUGCGGGAGUCAAUCCUCAUCCCUUCUUUUAG
Aspergillus pseudonomiae is the source of this 480-nucleotide messenger RNA. Its product is annotated as nuclear transport factor 2 family protein. The record is from RefSeq and is a predicted model, not a curated record. The transcript has a single exon. NCBI's taxonomy places the organism in Eukaryota, Fungi, Ascomycota, Eurotiomycetes, Eurotiales, Aspergillaceae. The coding region runs from base 1 to 480 and encodes 159 amino acids.